AUGUGUCAGGGUCAGAGACUAGUCGGCCCGGCCGACUCGAUCAAUCUCGUUCCGCACUCGUCAGCCCUUCCUCAUCACGCCGCCGCAGCGGUUGCGGCAGCCGACCUUUUCCAACACCUUCGCUGCGACCCGUGGUCGUCGCAGUCGUCGCCGGAGUCGUCGCCGUCCUCGCUUCUGUGGUAUCCGAAUCAGCCCACUAGCUGUCACCGACCUGACACCGGUGGAAAUAGUAGCUGCUGCACUAUCAGCAGAGACGAUGCAGUAGCCGACGCCGACAAUUCCGCCGCCGCCGCCGCCGUCUCUGCCGCCGCCGCUGGCGCUGACGCCAAUCUGAAACCCAAUACCGCUGAGGUCCACAAGAACGAUGCGCUGUUAUUCCCGCGAGAGCGUGACACACUCGUAGAGGGCUCUGGUCAGCACGAGUCGCGCCGGCGCGUUCGUGACGACUGCCUUGUUGCUGCCGGCCGUUCUCCCGCCAAGUUUAGCGGGGUGAUAGGCCUAGCGGAUCCCGACAAGUCAUCGAAGCGCGCAGAAAGCCAGGCUACCGCGAAGUCAGCUGCAGCGCGUCACGCGGCGGCGUUAGAGCGAGGCACGAAUGACCGUCAGAGCGGCGCGGUAGUGCAGGCGGCACAAUCGGAGUGGCCGGAUCGGCUGCUGGAGAGCUGGUCGUCACGCGCGGAAGAUGAGGGGGAGCGCUGGUGGCGGAAGGCCUCUCCGCAAGGGGGGGAAAAUUCAUGGAGUCACUGCUUGGCGCGCAGUGGCGCUUGCGCCGAAACCAUGACGGGCAGCGGAGGCGGCGACGGUAGACAAAUCUUCGGGGUCGCGCCGGAGAAUGCGGCCGGUGGUGGCGGCGGCGGCACCGCUUCUGGAGAGCUGUUGAUCGACGCGGUGCUCGCGGCGUGCAACGCGGCGGGACGUGAGCGAAAGGGUUUGGCCGACCCGCAGGCGGCGCGACGAAUCGGCGCGAUGGUCGCAGGCGGCGGUUCCGCCCCCGCCAACUCCGCUGCUGUCCUUGGCGUCUGCGCCUCCGCGAAUGCCGCCGACGCAGCGGCCGCGAUUCCCGGCAUGCUGCCGUCCUUGGCUGAGGAAUUAGAGGCGUGCAUGGCGAGACGCGAGAUGGCGGAGAUGGCGGCGCGGGCGAACAACCUUAUCACGAGCAGCACCAGCAACGGAUGCGGCGGCGAGCGGCGCGGCAGUGGCUCUUCCGCCAAGUCUUCUCGGAGUAGUCAGGGGCUAGCGCAGCAGGCGGGGGUUCCACCGCCGUUCGUGUCGUCGUCGCUCGCGGAGAUCGCGGCUGCUCUGGAGCGGGAAAGCGGCGGUGGGAGAGGCGGAUUUGGAUCAGCUAGAGGACCUCAUGCAAGCCUGCCAGCAACAGCAGCAGGCAGAGACGCAGCCUCUUCACGCGGCGCUGCCUGCCCCCAUGGCUGCCACGGCUCCCUGCCUCCUCUCCCCCUCCGCCUUCCCCACCUCCUCCCCCUCCGGCGCCUACUCCGCCACACCCUCGCCCUUCGCGCCGUUCCCGCCGUCGCCUCUCGCGCUCCCCGCGUGCCCGUGCUCGGGGCUGUGCGCUGCUGCGCCGUGCUGCUCGGGGUCGCUGUGCCUGCCCGUGGACUCCUCACCUGCGGACCACCACCAUCCGUGGGGCUUGCACCGCGCUCUCAAGCAGCAGCAGCAGCCGCCGCCGCCGCAGCAGCAGCAGCAGCAUGCGCAAUGGCAGCAGCAGGGCGGGCCGUGGGAGGGCAUGGGGCGAUGGAUGAGCUCUCUGACUGGCCACGCGUUUGUGGGCCAGCACCCGCCACUGCCGCCGCACUGCUAUCGCUUGCACCAACACCAGCACCAGCACCAGCAUCAGCAUCAGCAUCAGCAUCAGCACCACCAUCACUAUCACCUUCAGCAGCAGCAGCAGCAGCAGCACCAGCGCGCCAGUUUAACUCGCGCUGCUUCCUCGCACAGUCUCACUGCGGCCUUCAACCCCCCGCCGAUUCCCCAUCUCAACGGCCCCACGCGCUUCCCCAAGGCAGCACCGGAGCAGCCCUGCUUCCCGAGCCUCUUCCCCGUGCCUGUGCCUUCCAGACGAGCCCAGCCGCCUCGGGCCCGAACCUCCGCGUCCGCGGCUGCGGCAGCGGCUGGGCUGAGGAGCGGGCGAGGGAAGGGCGCGGCAAUGGCUGCCGCAUCAGAGAAGGAGAACAAGCGGAUUGCAGCAGCCGCGCUGCAGUGGCAGCAGCAGCAGCAGCAGCAGGAGAAGCAGGAGAAGCAGGAGCAGGGAGCGCAGGUUCUGCCAGGAGUGGCAGUGCUGCCUGGAGUGCAAUCCAUGCUGCUACCAGGUGCGCUGCAUGCACCCACCGGAUCUAG
Closterium sp. Yama58-4 is the source of this 2352-nucleotide messenger RNA. The record is from the annotation of a GenBank genome assembly. Lineage: Eukaryota; Viridiplantae; Streptophyta; Zygnematophyceae; Desmidiales; Closteriaceae.